Stegastes partitus (bicolor damselfish) is the source of this 3269-nucleotide messenger RNA. RefSeq names its product N-alpha-acetyltransferase 15, NatA auxiliary subunit-like. The coding region runs from base 150 to 2759 and encodes 869 amino acids. Gene Ontology annotation, molecular function: protein binding. The transcript is spliced from 19 exons. Gene Ontology annotation, biological process: N-terminal peptidyl-methionine acetylation. Gene Ontology annotation, cellular component: cytoplasm; NatA complex. The record is from RefSeq and is a predicted model, not a curated record. NCBI's taxonomy places the organism in Eukaryota, Metazoa, Chordata, Actinopteri, Pomacentridae.
GAAGCGCGUCGGCCAUUUUGCUCGGAAGGGGGCCUCGGCUUCAACACGUGAGAGAGAGGAGCCUGAAGAGACUGAAACAGUCCAGGAUCUCUGCCUCUAAGAGGAUAUUAUUCAUGUGUGAACCGGCAGAGGCAUAGGAAGCCAACACAAUGCCCACAAUCACUCUACCGCCGAAGGAGAAUGCUCUUUUCAAGAGAAUUUUGAGAUGUUACGAGCACAAGCAGUACCGAAACGGCCUCAAGUUCUGCAAACAGAUCCUGGGCAACCCGAAGUUUGCCGAGCAUGGAGAAACCCUGGCCAUGAAGGGUUUAACCCUCAACUGUCUGGGCAAGAAGGAGGAGGCCUACGAGCUGGUGAGACGAGGCCUCCGCAAUGACCUCAAAAGCCACGUCUGCUGGCACGUGUAUGGCCUGCUGCAACGCUCGGACAAAAAGUACGACGAGGCCAUCAAGUGUUACCGCAACGCUCUGAAGUGGGACAAGGACAACCUGCAGAUCCUCCGAGACCUUUCCCUGCUUCAGAUCCAGAUGAGGGACCUGGAGGGAUACAGGGAGACUCGGUACCAGCUGCUGCAGCUCCGUCCAGCCCAGCGGGCCUCGUGGAUCGGAUAUGCAGUGGCUUAUCACCUGUUAGAGGACUUUGAGAUGGCUGCCAAGAUUGUCGAGGAGUUCCGCAAAACGCAACAGACGUCGCCGGACAAGGUGGACUAUGAGUACAGUGAACUGCUGCUGUAUCAGAACCAAGUUCUGAGGGAGGCCGGCCUGCACAAGGAGGCCCUCGAUCACCUCAACAACUAUGAGAAACAGAUCUGUGACAAACUGGCUGUAGAGGAGACUAGAGGAGAGCUGCUGCUAAAGCUGGAGAGGCCUGAGGAAGCUUCAGAGGUCUACAGGAGACUCCAGGAGAGGAACCCAGAGAACUGGGCCUACUACCAGGGCCUGGAAAAGGCCUUGAAGCCAGGCAGUAUAGAGGAACGUCAGAAGAUUUACGAGGACUCCUGGGUGAAGUUUCCAAAAGGCCUCGUUCCCCGAAGGCUGCCUCUUAAUUUCCUCACAGGUAACCACAGCAGACCCUGUAGCAGCGCCGCAUGUCGUCCGUGUGUUUUCACGACUACUCAUCACCACAAACACCACUGCUGUGACAAUAGCUUAUGGAGUUUUACCCAAGUUACAAUCAUUGAAGAAUUAGUAGUUGGCUUUGAAUCCUGUUUAAAAAGCUGUCGAAUGUUUAGUGAAAACGAUGAUGGAAAGGAGGAGCCCCCCACCACCCUGUUGUGGGUACAGUAUUUCCUGGCACAGCACUUUGACUUUAUAGGCCAGCCCAACCUGGCUCUGGAGUACAUCAACGCGGCUAUCGACAGCACGCCCACACUCAUCGAGCUCUUCCUCAUCAAGGCCAAGAUCUACAAGCACGCCGGCAACAUAAAGGAAGCAGCUCGGUGGAUGGACGAGGCUCAGGCCCUGGAUACUGCCGACCGCUUCAUCAACUCCAAGUGCGCCAAGUACAUGCUCAAGGCCGGCCUCGUCAAGGAAGCAGAGGAGAUGUGCUCAAAGUUCACACGGGAGGGGACGUCUGCUGUGGAGAACCUGAAUGAGAUGCAGUGCAUGUGGUUCCAGACAGAGUGUGCCUUGGCCUACAAAGCCAUGAACAAGUUUGGGGACGCGCUGAAGAAGUGCCAUGAAAUCGAGAGGCAUUUUGUGGAGAUCACAGACGACCAGUUCGACUUCCACACCUACUGCAUGAGGAAGAUGACGUUGCGCUCCUACGUGGACCUGCUGAAGCUGGAGGACGUCCUGCGGCAGCACCCGUUCUACUACAAAGCUGCUCGAUCCGCCAUCCAGAUCUACCUGGCCCUGCAUGACAAACCUCUGACCGACGACAACAAGGAGAGCCAGGCAGACACCGAGAAUCUGACAGACAAGGAGCUGAAGAAACUGCGCAACAAGCAGCGAAGAGCCCAGAAGAAAGCCCAAUUAGAAGAAGAGAAGAAGAACGCAGAGAAGGAGAAGCAACUGAAAAACCAGAAGAAGAAAAAGGAGGACGAUGACGAGGAGAUAGGAGGGCCGAAAGAGGAGCUAAUACCAGACAAACUGGCCAAGCCAGAGAAUCCGCUGGAGGAGGCGGUCAAGUUCCUGAUCCCUCUGAAGAACCUGGUGCGCAACAAGAUCGAGACUCACCUCCUGGCGUUUGAGAUCUACUUCAGGAAAGAGAAGUACCUGCUGAUGCUCCAGUCAAUAAAGAGGGCUGUAGCCAUAGAGUCUUCCAACCCGUGGCUGCACCAGUGUCUAGUACGCUUCUUCAAAGGAGUGAGUGAGAGUGCAGACUUGGCGGAGGCGGUGAGGACGGUGCUGAAGCAGGAGAUCUCCAGGCUGUUUGGGGAGAGCAACCCUCAGAGCUUCAACAAGAACUACCUGAGCCAACACUCGAACUCCAUCCCACACCGACUGGCUGCUGCUAAGAUGAUGGUGUACCUGGAGCCCUCCUCUGAUAAGAUGGCCUGUGAGAUAGCUACGGCCCUGGAUGAGUCUCUGUCUGGAAGAAGCAUCCAGAUCUGUACUGAGGUGCUGGAGGCUUUGCGUGACGGGCAGCUGGGUGAGGGUCAGCAGAAGGCAGGUGAGGCUUACCGAGCUGCCUGCCAUAAGAUCUACCCCUACAGCCUGGCCUUCAUGCCCCCUGGUUACCAAGACAACAGCACCACAAUCAGUGCCAACGGCGACCUGUCGGCAGGAGAGCACGAUGACAUGGCAAACGAAAUGUGAGCUUGGAGGAGGAGGAGGAGGAGGAGGAGGAAGUGGAGGAGGAGGUGCGAGCACGCCGCCAGACGCCUUAGUCCGCCAACACACCCAUUUCCCCAAACCCCGCCUUCCCUCCAGUUCCUGGGCUAUGGCUGCUGUGAGUCGCCCCCACAUUGCACUGAUCUGGAUGGACUGAGCGCCACAGGAGAGGCAGGAAAGGGAGCUGGCACAUGGAAGAAGAUGAUGCCCAUUUAACUUUUUUUAAACAAUAAAAAAGGCCCUGUCCACAGUUGUUCUGUAACUGAAGAAACGGAUGAAUACAGUAUGGGGAGGCAUGAGAGGAUUCUGGGAAAAAAAAUGGACAUUGGCUGGGUUAAGAUGGCUUCUGUGAACACAGUCUAGGUUUUCUAUAACUCCUGUGUUUUCACGCCAUGUCCUUCUUGUAGGUGCAUCUGCUUCUCACCUUUUUAAAAGUAAUUUAUAUAUUACAAACUGACAAAUGGAUUAAUAAAACAAUGUUUGCAAAACCAAACA